GUUUAUUACGGGACGGUUAUCAUUUGCAGUGGUGCAGUCAGCGUACUGACAGGCGUUGUUUUAUUGAAAUAGUUUUGCCUUCUCGUCUAGUUAAAACUGCCUCUGUUUGGUUGAGGAUUGUCCCGCCCCUUCGCUGCUCUGAACCCGAAUCGGUCGACCGGUGAUAUUGAUGUGAUUGUCUCCAUUUCUACCUUUUUUAUGGUGACUGAGCGUUGAGCUACAGCGAGCGUGACAAUGGAACAGGAGGAAAAAAAUGCCGACUCUAAAUACGGAGAAACAAGAACGUUUGACCCAAACUUCAAGGGGCCCAUUCAUCAGAGGGGAUGCACAGAUGUUCUCUGCUGUGUUCUCUUCAUCGUGGCCUUAAUAGGCUACAUGGUGGUGGGAAUCAUCGCCUGGUCCCAUGGCGAUCCCAAACAAGUCAUCUAUCCCACAGACAGCAAUGGACACUUCUGUGGGCAAGCUGGAACCCCCAUGGAGAAGAAACCUCUUCUGUUUUACUUCAAUAUCUUGAAGUGUGCCAGUCCAUUGGUGCUGCUUGAGUUCCAGUGUCCCACCACACAGGUGUGCGUCGAAAGCUGUCCUCACAAACAUAUGACACUGAACAACGCCCUAAAGAAUAGGGAUGACAAGCAAUAUUAUCAGCAGUUCUGCAAGGAAGGAGUGGACCUCUCUAAAGAGACUGAUAUUCUUGCAAUCCUGACAUCCAACCUGUGCCCUGCAAUGCUCAUGCCCAGCAGACCCUUCACCGGUCGCUGCCUUCCAGACCUGGCCAUGAAGGGAGAUACAGUGAUGGUGGGUGACAAAACCAAUAUUACGGACAACGACGGAUUACAGAUCCAGGCUAAAGUGGUACUGGAGGCGUCAAAGAAAUCCAACAUGGUCGUUGAAGCGCGUGUGGUGGCCAUGAAAAUCUUUGAGGACUACAGUAUGUCGUGGCACUGGAUAAUGCUGGGUCUGGUGAUAGCCAUGGUUCUCAGCUUCACCUUCAUCGUCCUGCUUCGCUACCUGGCAGGCAUUAUGGUCUGGGUCAUCAUUAUCCUGGUCAUUGUCGUCAUCAGUUACGGUAUUAUCCAUUGUAACUUGGAGUAUAGAAGUCUAAAAGGGACGACUGGAGAAAAUACAACCAUCCGUGACCUGGGCCUGCAGACCGACUUCACUGUCUACCUAAAGAUCAGACAGACCUGGCUCGGAUUUAUGAUCACUCUCAUCAUCGUGGAGGUCACCAUCAUCCUGCUUCUCAUCUUCCUCAGGAAGAGGAUCUUUGUCGCCGUUGCCCUCAUUAAAGAGGCCAGCAGAGCUGUUGGACAUUUGAGUUCUUCAAUAUUCUUCCCGCUGCUGACCUUUUCCCUCAUCACAGUGGUGAUAGCUUACUGGAUAGUCACUUCUGUUUUCUUGUCCACGUCCAAUGAGCAGGUGUAUAAAGUGUUCAACAAAUCUGAGUGCGAAUUUUCUCUGACUGUCUGUGACCCUAAGACAUUCAACACUUCCGAAACUUAUAAGAAGUGUCCGGAUGCGGAAUGUCUCUUUGCCUUUUACGGCGGGGAUACCCCUUACCACAAAUAUCUCAUCGUGUUUCAGUUUUACAACCUCUUCCUCUUCUUCUGGUGCGCCAACUUUGUGUGCGCCCUGGGACAGGUCACCCUGGCCGGGGCCUUUGCCUCUUAUUAUUGGGCUUUCAAAAAGCCUGAAGAUAUCCCCGCCUUCCCCAUCUUCUCCUCCCUGGGACGGGUCCUCAGGUAUCACACAGGCUCUGUGGCGUUUGGUGCUUUGAUUCUGUCUGUGGUCCAAAUCAUCAGGAUAUUCCUGGAGUACGUGGAUAAAAAGCUGAAAAAUGCUGAAAACAAGGCUGCUAAAUUCCUGCUGAACUGCAUGAAAGUCUGCUUCUGGUGUCUGGAGAAAUGCAUCAAGUUUAUGAACAGAAAUGCUUACAUCAUGCUCGCCAUCUACGGGAAAAGUUUCUGUACAUCCGCUAAAGACGCCUUCUUCCUUCUCAUGAGGAACCUGAUGAGGGUGGCUGUCCUGGACAAAGUGACUGAUUUCCUCUUGUUUCUUGGAACGCUGCUGGUUGUUGGAAUUGUGGGCAUAUGCUCGUUCUUCUUCUUUUCUGGAAAAAUCAAAUCCGCCGAAUACGCAGCUCCCUCUCUCCACUACUACUGGGUGCCAAUACUGACGGUCAUAGUUGGAGCCUACCUCAUCGCCCAGGGCUUCUUCAGUGUGUAUGCCAUGUGUGUGGACACUUUCUUCCUCUGCUUCUGCGAGGACUUGGAAAGAAACGACGGUUCCGUCGAAAGGCCUUACUUCAUGUCGGCCGAGCUGCAUGAAAUCCUCUCCAAAGUCAAGAAGGUGGAGCCAGAUGGCCAACCUGUCAGCCCAGAGGACGUGCAGGUAGAAAAGGGAACUAGUGAGCAAGAACUAGCUGGAGCCAUUCAACUGAGGCAACAGUCUGCGCUCCACCAGGUUAAAACCCCGCAGUUCGGUAAUGAAGGAGAGGAGACCGAGGAGCAAACGUUUAGUCAAGGAGAGAACGAGGAAGAGGAGAGGAACGAAGUGGCGCAAGAGGAGACACAGAAAGAGGAACCCGGAAUAUCCAAGGAAAAAUAGUUCUACUAUUAAUUCUAAAGAAAAUAGCUUGGUAAUUGUACAGCGAGUUCAGUGACAUCCAGCUGGUGUCGCCUGAAGGCUUGAGGCCCAGCAUCCAUGGAGCUUGAACAAAAAAAAGUCUUAACACAAUGAAGAUCCUACAGGUGCUCCUCAGGUUUCGGACGAAGCCUGAUUAAGUCACUCACUCACUUUGUACAUAGAACACAUGAAGGACAUCUAAUAAGAUACAAAACAUUAACAAUAAUAAACUGCUUGUUUUAUUCAUCUUAACCAAUGUAGGUGUCAGGAAACUGCUUGCUGCUUUUUCAUCCUCACCAGCAGCUUCACCGUGAACCUUAAGGUAAUGCAAAUUAACACCGGCCUUAAAAGGGAACUGCACUUUUUUUCAUUUUUUUUUGCCUAUCAUUCACAAUCCUGGUGAGAGACAAGAACACACAUGCCUUUUUAAUGCAUUCGAACUUGUAAAUAAACAUCUGCUUGCAGUGGAGCCAAUGGGAGACAUGACAUCAUCGCGUCUAUUGCGUUUUUCCCACCAUAAAACCCAAUAAAUAACCAUCCAAAAAGCGCCAACAAUACUCCACUUACGUUUCGUGAACAGAAUAUUAACCAAGUACUAGCAAUAUUGUUAUUACAAGCGCUAAUGUUAAGAACCUACAUUUAGCGGCGCAUUGAUCAAAGAGAGGUAACUUCCUUAUGCUCCUGUAUUGAAAAUAUUUAUUGAUGUAUCAAAAAUGUAUUCUAGAUCAGGGAUUCUUUACCUUUUUGACCUUGGGCCCCAGCUUUUCUACUACAGAGGGUACCGGCUCCCACUCAAAUAAUAACACUGAAUUAGUCAUCUUCCUCUUGAUUUUAUUUGUAUUCAAUAAAUAUAUUUAACCUACUUAGAGUUUAGCGGAUUAAAAGCUUUGUCAAAUGAUAUGAAACUAUGCGUGAAUCACAAUGUAUUUAUUCAACACAUAAAACCUAGGCUUAGGUCAGGCUGAUUAGAAAACAAAGUACUAACCGAAUGUACUGCAUAACUCAUAAUUAACUGAUGAAAAAUAAAUGUACAUACAAUUAUGUUCGAAAAUCAAUCAACUAAAUUAAUAAUGAAUAUGUUUCAUAACUAAACUGUCGAUAAAUUUUAAGCGCAAAUGAAAAUUCACCAGUUUAGUCAUAUUUUUGGCGCUUAAGAAACUUCUCUUUGACUUAAGUUCAAGACUUCUGUGUACCGGUAUUUGAUAUUGUCAUUACUACCACAAGUGGUGGAAAAGUGAAUUACAAUUGGGUAUGUGGGCCGCAGCUGAGGAACUGGUCUUUUUUGGCGGCCCUCGAGGGCAGUGUUUUUCAACCACUGUGCCGCGGCAUACUGGUGUGUCGUGAGAUACAGUCUGGUGUGCCGUGGGAGAUGAUCUAAUUUCACCUAUUUGGGUUAAAAAUAUUUUUUGCAAACCAGUAAUUACAGUCUGCAAAUGAUGUGUUGUUGUUGAGUGUCGGUGCUGCCUAGAGCUCGGCAGAGUAACCGUGUAAUACUCUUCCAUAUCAGUAGGUGGCAGCCGGUAGCUAAUUGCUUUGUAGAUGUCGGAAACAGCGGGAGGCAGCGUGCAGGUAAAAAGGUGUCUAAUGCUUAAACCAAAAAUAAACAAAAGGUGAGUGCCGCCAAGAAAAGGCAUUGAAGCUUAGGGAAGGCUAUGUAGAACGAAACUAAAACUGAACUGGCUACAAGGUAAACAAAAACAAUGCUGGACGACAGCAAAGACUUACUGUGGACCAAAGACGGCGUCCACAAUGUACAUCCGAACAUGACAUGACAAUCAACAAUGUCCCCACAAGGAUAAAAACAACUGAAAUAUUCUUGAUUGCUAAAGCAAAGUAGAUGCGGGAAAUAUCGCUCAAAGACAUAAAAAUACCAAAGAAGAGAAAAAGACACCAAAAUAGGAGCGCAAAACAAGAACUAAAACACUACACACAGGAAAACAGCAAAAACUCAAAAUAAGUCACGGCGUGAUGUGACAGGUGGUGACAGUACACCUACUUUGAGACAAGAGCUAUAUUGAUGCAUGCUUGGUUAUGGUUUAAAGUCAUACCCAACAAUUGCGACAACGACUUUUUACUGUCAACUGAGUUUCGUUUUUUAAUGAUUUCUGCUGGUGGUGUGCCUCCGGAUUUUUUCUACGCAAAAAAUGUGCCUUGGCUCAAAAAAGGUUGAAAAACACUGCUCUAGGAGACGUUCGGCACCCAGCAAUAGGCUCCGGCCUUAUGGUUAAGAAACACUGUUCUAGACUAUAAAUCAUGUUUCUUACCUGGAUAAUAAAAUGAUGUGGACAUGAACUGAGAAGUUGGUACACUUUGACGGCCAACUUAGACCCGAAUAAGACGAAAAAGACCCGAAAAGACGCUUUGUUUUAUCCCCCUUUUUUUCUUUGCAAGAAUUAUGAUUAAUUCUUCAUUUAAGCGGGAAUAUAUAAACAUAUACAACAAAAUAUAUCGGCAUCCCGGUGAAAGCAGGCAUUGUACAGUAAGUGAUGUUUAUUUAUGUUUGUUGUCCCUAAUGAUGUCUGCAGUGAGUAGUAAUCAGUGAUGUUGUUAAAGGAAAUAGUGAAUGUUGUGAUGCGUUGGUCAAAUUAAUGUACCGCUGUAUGCUUAAAAUGAGCAAAAUAUGUAAAUAAUAAACGUUAUUAUGAAUGUGCCUGUUACUACAUUACAUACAGUAUAUACUUAACAGUGUAUAUAACAACUUAAUGGAGGUGUUUGGAUGUUUUUUUAAGCUUUUUAUAGGCAAAAUAGAGCAACUCACAGGCUCCAUUGUAAGCUUUUAAAUUACUAGUUAGAAUGCAUAAAUAAUUUAAAUCAUGUCUUCUAGUCUCUCAUUAAGAAUGUGAAUGAUAGGCAACAUUCCCCAAAAAAAGUGCAUUCUUACACUUAGCAUACAGACUACACUUAAGUGAAACUCAUGUUUAAAAUAUUUGCUUAUGGGAGUGAGGUAACACGAAUGUUGCACACUGACGAAGACCUUGUCGAAACCGGUCUGUUUUGGUAUGCCAGUUUAUAUUCAAAUCAUAAGAAGGACACCAGUUGCUGGCCUUGUUUUUUCGUUUCUAUUCUCACUUUUUGCCAUGCACAUCUUUAUUUUUGUUUUAUUCCGUUUUUCUGGAGAGUGCGUGUUUUUCCCUGUAUUUUGUAACACGAAUGUUGUAACCCUGAGGACCACCUGUGCAACUUUCGCAUGAUUACCGUCACUGAUGUUUAUUGUUCGAAAAGGCACUAAAAAGUUGUUUACAUUCUUAACUACACACAUUUGGCUGGAUGAUGUUUUUUCCCACUGUUUACGACAAUGUUCUAGACAUGUACUCUGUGAAUGUUGGAUCUUUUCUAUUAUCUAUUAUGUAUUUUUAAAUCUUACAAAGACACUUUCACCGUGUAUUACCACUUACUUGCCUUGGGAUGUUCCACUGGUGUUGAGCGCUGUGAUUUGUGUCUCUGAUGCAACCUUCCAGACCUUUUUAGGCCGAGGAGGGCCAAACUUUCGGUUCCCAAUGUGCCAAGCAUGAAAGACAAAUAAUAUAAAUCAGUGAUUUUCAAACUGCGGUAUGGGCUCCAUCCAGUGGUACGCCAAAAAAACACUUGAUUAAAAUACAGUGUUUUAUACUUCUAUAUUCAAACACAGUGUUACUGUUCAAAUUGUGUGUAGUAUUACAUUGGCCAAAAAAUAUUAAAUAUCAUUUAAAAUAAAACAUCUGCCUUAUUUUUAAUGAACACUUAAGCCUACUACACUACUGUAUUAUAAUGUUGGGAUGGGAUUUUAAUGUUGGUGAAAUAAGUAAGAAUCACUGAUCUUAAUGUCAAUAAUAAAGUUCCUCUGAUUACUGGCCACUCGUUAGUCUUGUGGACAUGUUAUCAGUCACUACGUUUCCGUGCACUAAAUUAGUCUGACUUCUCAAAUAGUACGGUUUCUUGUACAUGUGAAGUUUCAAGUGUCCAUGCACUUAUGAUAAAGUGGCCUUGUGGUUAGAGUGUCCGCCCUGAGAUCGGUAGGUUGU
Molecule: messenger RNA, 6623 nt
Organism: Nerophis lumbriciformis (worm pipefish)
Lineage: Eukaryota; Metazoa; Chordata; Actinopteri; Syngnathiformes; Syngnathidae
Product: choline transporter-like protein 2
Biological process (GO): transmembrane transport
Cellular component (GO): membrane
Molecular function (GO): transmembrane transporter activity
Source: RefSeq, a predicted model, not a curated record